CCAGCGCUUCGUGGGAAGGAUUAUGGAAAGACGAAAAUGAGUUAUCCAGAUUACACUGAAACAGAAUCAGGCCUCCAAUACAAGGACUUGCGAGUUGGAGAGGGCCCAUCCCCAAAGAAGGGAGAGACAGUAGUGAUUGAUUGGGAUGGGUACACAAUUGGAUACUACGGUCGCAUUUUUGAAGCUCGAAACAAGACCAAGGGUGGUUCUUUCGAGGGUGGUGAUAAAGAAUUCUUCAAGUUUAAGGUUGGAUCAGGACAGGUAAUACCAGCCUUUGAGGAGGCUAUGACAGGCAUGCGUCCCGGUGGAGUUAGAAGGAUAAUAGUACCACCGGAUAUUGGAUACCCAGAUAAUGACUUGAACAAGUUAGGCCCCAAACCGACAACAUUUUCGGGACAAAGAGCUCUAGAUUUUGUUCUAAGGAAUCAAGGAUUAAUAGACAAAACUCUCCUGUUUGACAUUGAGCUUAUCAGGAUAAUUCCGAGUCAAUAGCAUACAAGUGGUCGAGACACUCUUCACUAUCAAUAAUACAAGCCUGCCAAAAUCGCCAUCUGAAUAUGUUCAGUUUUCUCUGUCUCAAAUGUGUCUCAAAUGCAACGGAAAAAAUGUAUGUUUGUGAACCAAUUAAUGGCUGAAGCAAUGAUGGAAAUGGUGGAGGAAUCAGAGGUGCACAUUCGUGCGCAACAACAACUGAUUAAUGUUUUCAGAGACAGUGUAGCAAAUCAGCAAGAACUUGCGCACAUGCUUAUGGGCGUCAUCUGUGCUGAGGUUGCAGAUAUUGACAUUGUAGAUCGUUAGGUUCUGUUCAUUUAUUUGCACUGGCAUCAAUCUUUGAUUGCCCAGUGGAUGUAAUUUCCUGUAAUAUAUGCUGGAUGUGCAACAUUUUUCCCUGUAUGUCGUACCUUAGCUUGAUUGGUUUUGCACCUGUGCAUAAUUGCUCGUCGUAAUGGGCUCAAAUUA
This is a messenger RNA of Triticum urartu, 960 nucleotides long. The record is from RefSeq and is a predicted model, not a curated record. Lineage: Eukaryota; Viridiplantae; Streptophyta; Magnoliopsida; Poales; Poaceae.